This is a messenger RNA of Daldinia childiae, 1470 nucleotides long. RefSeq names its product 5-methylthioadenosine/S-adenosylhomocysteine deaminase. The coding region runs from base 1 to 1470 and encodes 489 amino acids. The record is from RefSeq and is a predicted model, not a curated record. Lineage: Eukaryota; Fungi; Ascomycota; Sordariomycetes; Xylariales; Hypoxylaceae. Gene Ontology annotation, molecular function: deaminase activity. The transcript is spliced from 4 exons. Gene Ontology annotation, cellular component: cytosol.
AUGUCUACAGCUCCCUCGAGCUCAGUUCUCCUGUCUCGUGGAACCAUUAUAGCAUUCAACGAGGAGACUGAGGCUAUCGAAGUAGUUCGGAAUGGCUCCUUGCUAAUUAGCGGCGACCGCAUUACAGGAAUUUACGACACCGCUCGUCCGGACAAUCUACCUUCGGAUGUAGAAAUUGUUGAUUGUACGGACAAGAUUAUUUCUCCUGGCUUCGUCGAUACGCACCGACAUGGCUGGCAGACGGCUAUGAAGACCUUGUCCCCCAACACCACUCUACCGGAUUAUUUAGGCCGUUAUGCCGGACAUCCACCAUCACUUAUCUACUCAGCUGAAGAUGUAUAUAUCGGACAACUCGCGGGGUUGCUCGAGGGUCUCAACGCCGGUGUAACAACCUCGCUUGAUCAUGCUCACAGCACUUGGUGUAAAGAGCGAACAAAUGCAGGUCUCCAAGCAUCUGUCGAUAGCGGAGCUAGGGUUUACUGGUGCCAUGCAUUCUCGCAUCACGAUGCUUACUCGCUUACGGACCAAAUCGCCAAUUUCAAAGAGUUGGCCAAGUCUAACUCGGCGUCUAGUCUAACUACUGUAGGCGCCGCAUAUGAUCUUUGGACGAUAUCUCCGCCAAAGGACGUUGAAGCUGUGAUUUCCGUCAUCAAGGAAUUGAAAAUUCCGGUGCUGACAACCCACCAUUUAGGGGGUCCGUGGUCAGUUGAUAACUCACCGGAACUUCUUCACCGUCUCGGAAUUUUGGACACUGACACGGCGGUCGUCUUCUCUCAUUCUAUGGCCAUUACGCCGACAGGGGCUAGUCUUCUUCGAUCGACUAACCAAUUCAUCUCAAUCACGCCCGAGUCAGAGAUGCACUAUGGCCAUUCUCACCCAAAUGCGCAUCUGAUACAGGAGCAAGGCUCGCUGGGUGUGGACACGUUCUUCACCUUCUCAACAGAUCUAAUGACCCAGGCGCGGAUUUGGCUCCAGCGCACUCGCUCUAGGAUCUACGACCAAGUCCUCGCGGAUUGGAAGAUCCCCAAAAAUAAUCCGAUGUCCGUCAACCAAGCCUUUUUGAUGGCUACCCGACAGGGUGGACUCGCGCUCAGACGCCCUGACUUGGGCGUAAUCCGUGUUGGCGCAAAGGCGGAUUUGGCCGUUUUCAAUGGCCGGUCUCCUGGAAUGUUAGGAUGGCUUGAUCCUGUUGCGGCUGUGAUUUUGCAUGCAAACGUUGGCGAUAUUGACCACGUAAUAGUGGACGGCAAAUUCCAGAAGCGAGACGGAAAGUUGACCUAUGACAACUAUGAUGCAGUCGUCGACCGUUUCCUUGCAAGUGUAGAAAGGCUACAGAAAGCCGCCGUUGAAAGACCCGCGCCUGUUCUCGAGGGACGUUUUUGGGGCGGUUGCGAAUAUGGCCAUGCUACGGAAGUAAAUAUUUCCCGGGGAUCCGGCACAGGUUACGGAAAGCAGUUUAUCGAGAAGUAA